Molecule: messenger RNA, 1881 nt
Organism: Closterium sp. Naga37s-1
Lineage: Eukaryota; Viridiplantae; Streptophyta; Zygnematophyceae; Desmidiales; Closteriaceae
Source: the annotation of a GenBank genome assembly
AUGGCACUGCGUCCUUCCACUGCACCACAGCGUGUCCCUUUGCCGUCUCCUCCAGAGUCCGCUCUUCCUGCUCUUGCUGAUCCGGAGACUGACUCCCUUCGUGCUGCCAGACCUACUGUCACGCGUUUCCUAGCCACUGCUGUCACUGACCCUUCCUUUGAGUCCGCUGCUGCGUCUGCCUUAGUUGCCGAGCUUGUCGACUUCGCUGCUCACUGUCGUCUAGACUACGCCACUAGUCUUAUUGCUGAGUCUGCGUCUGUCUGUCCUCCGUCCGUCGGGGGUGAGUGUGCCCUUAGCACGGACGUCCUUGAGGACAGGCAGGAGGAGUUCCAGUGUUUUGCUGUUGCUUUACCUCAUCUCGUGUCCAUGCUGCUUGCCCCUGAGGGAGACCCGGAUGCACCAGACAUCCCGACCCCGCGCUCUUACGCAGAGGUGAUAGAGGGUCCCUACUCCUCUCAGUGGCAGGCAGCCAUGGACGCAGAGAUGGCUUCCUGGAAGUCCAUAGGCACCUACGUCGAUGAGGUUCCCCCACCUGGGGCGAACAUCGUCAGUGGCAUGUGGAUUUUCAGGGUGAAGCGGCCGCCGGGUUCUCCGCCUGUCUUCAAGGCGCGUUACCGUGACUACGAGCUUCACUCCCUUGACUUCAGCACUGCUUUCCUACAGGGCAGCCUGCACGAGGAGAUCUGGCUGCGCUGCCCACCUGGUUUCACUGGGUCGUUUCCUCCUGGUACCCAGUGGAGCCUCCCGCAGCCAGUCUACGGUCUCCGCCAGGUGCCCCGUGAGUGGCACGACACACUGAGGACUACGCUUGCGGCUCUUGGGUUUGCUCCUUCUACUGCUGACCCGUCGCUGUUUCUUCGCACCGACACUUUGCUGCCGCCGUUCUACAUCCUCGUGUACGUCGACGACUUGGUGUUUUCUACGGCUGACACUGCUGGACUCGCCCACGUGAAGUCCGAGCUGCAGAAGAGACACACGUGCACAGACCUGGGUGAACUGCGCAGCUAUCUUGGCUUGCAGAUCACCCGGGACAGAGCACGGCGCACCAUUACCCUGACUCAGUCACACAUGGUGCAGCAGGUCCUUCAGCGCUUCGACUUCACGUACUCCUCGCCUCAGGCCACUCAUCUGUCUACUCGCCACUCGCUCUCAGCUCUGCCUUCGGAUGAGUCCGUAGAGCCGAGUGGCCCGUACCCAGAGCUUGUUGGCUGUCUCAUGUACCUGAUGACCUGCACUCGACCUGACCUGGCAUACCCUCUUAGCAUUCUGGCACGCUAUGUUGCUCCUGGCAGACACCGACCAGAGCAUAUGGCUGCCGCGAAGAGGGUGUUGCGCUACUUGUGCAGUACGUCGGGCAUGGGGCUCGUGCUUGGAGGGCGGAGUCCAGUAGUCCUCACUGGUCACGCAGACGCGUCUUGGGUGGACGACCUGGCUACUCAGCGGUCGUCACAGGAUUACACCUUCAGCCUUGGUUCCGGUUCUGUUUUGUGGCGGUCUACCCGCUCGUCUUCUGUUCUCAGCUCCAGCUAUGAGGCUAAGAUCUACGCAGGAGCCAUGGCUGCACAGGAGUUACGCUGGCUCACCUACCUGCUGACUGACCUGGGAGAGCCGCCUCGUUCUCCUCCAGUUCUGUACGUAGACAACAAGGCCAUGUUGGCCUUUUGUCGGGAGCACAGACUGGAGCACAGAACGAAGCACAUUGCUCUUCGCUACUUCCUUGCUCGUGAGUUGCAGCAGCGUGGUCAGCUGCGCCUUGCUUACGUGGCCUCUCAGGCCAACACUGCUGAUAUCUUCACCAAGGCACUUCAGCCUUGUGAUCAUCAGCGUUUCUGUACUAUGCUAGGUCUUGUGCCUACUUGGCCUCACUUGCUUACCUCUUGA